AUGAAUACCCUCACCCAACUGUACUUUAUCGCGACUCGUCUCCCCAGGAUGGACACAGCAUCCACCAGUUCGAUCCUCACCCAUGUCGUUUCCAAAACAUCCGCAGGUAUCGGCGUGUUAGACCUUCUCCACAACACCUCGGCAGCCUACUUCGUCGAUGUUCAGCCUUCCUUGCCGGUCAAGGUCCUUACCGGCGUGGGCUUCGGACUCAUGUCAGCAGUGAGCGACUGGAUCUUUGGGGGAUGUCUCGUGUACAAUCUGAUUGCGCUGUCUGUCGGGCAGUCCAUCUACGGAAACACAGGCUGGGGUAAGCUGCUUGGCAUAUACGCUGGAGGCGCUGCAGCUAUUGUGGGGUCCAAGAAUAUUUUAAGACCGCCGUAUAUCGUUGGGGAGGGCUAUGAAGCUCUAUGA
Verticillium alfalfae VaMs.102 is the source of this 411-nucleotide messenger RNA. RefSeq lists its product as hypothetical. The record is from RefSeq and is a predicted model, not a curated record. The coding region runs from base 1 to 411 and encodes 136 amino acids. The transcript is spliced from 2 exons. NCBI's taxonomy places the organism in Eukaryota, Fungi, Ascomycota, Sordariomycetes, Glomerellales, Plectosphaerellaceae.